AUGCGUUUAUCAUGGAUUUUAAAUGCAGCCAAAAGUGGACGACAAUUACUUGUUAGUUGUGAAUCACAAGCAACAGGUCAUCGAAUGAUGCGUAUACGUGAUAGAACACAAGAAAAAUUGGAAUUUCUACAUAUUGAUCCAUGGAUUGAUCAAGAAGUUUUAUAUAAAGAAGCACGAAAAAUCAAGACAUUAGAAAAACGAAAACUUCGAGAAAUACAUCUUAGUCGAUUAACUUGA
Molecule: messenger RNA, 237 nt
Organism: Rotaria sordida
Lineage: Eukaryota; Metazoa; Rotifera; Eurotatoria; Philodinida; Philodinidae
Source: the annotation of a GenBank genome assembly